AUGAAAUAAACAAAAAAGAGAGUUAGCUAUAUAAAAAAUUAAAAACCUACCAACAUUGAAUGGAUCCUCAAUCUCCUGGAUCAAAUACCCAAAUAUUAGCUACAGCAAUCGAAUAUGAAGAAAAUUUCAGCAGCUUAAUUAAGCAAACUCCAAGAUUGCGAUCAAUUACUUAAAUCGAGUCUGUACACUUUCGAUAACAAGAUCAACAAAUUCACUCAGAUGUAAUUUACACUCUACCCCAACAUGCUCAUUGGAGACAAUCAGGAGUACUUGGUCUUGUCGUCCUGCAUAAUGAACAAGAAGAUAAUCCAAUAUAAGGAAUUUACAGCCCAAGGAGUCCAAUUGCUCAACAGUCAAGGCAACCUCUUCCUAUUCUACGAGUCCUACGUGUAGUAACUGAAUUGGGAGAAGCAAUUGAAGAGAUUUUCCAAACUAUAAAAUUUUUCCAAUAAAUACACAAUUCAAGAGAAACUUUCUAUAUAAAAUCAUUACGCCUGUGUAAAGAACAAGAAUAAUCGUGUUUAUACGGUGCAACUAAUAAGAUUGUCAAGUUUGAGCGAAUAACUUUAUGAGGCUUUGAUGAACGAAAUAAAUAUCCUAAUGUGCUUCAAGCAGAAUGGAUUGCACUAGUUCCACGCUCUCUUUGAGGACGGGGACAUCCUCUACAUAUUGUAUGACUAUUGGGUUGGGGAUACCCUGUAUAAGUUGCUGUAACAAGGCUUUAAAUUGACUGCGUCAUAGAUAGCCCAAAUCAUCUUCCAGAUAAUCAAAGUGGUUCGAUUUCUGCAUUAGAAUAAUCUGUAUCAUGGAGCCAUCCUGCCCACCAAUAUCGUGUUGCAUAGAGCCACAGGACCGCAGAAUCAAUCAGGACAGUAAUUGAAAAUCACUUUAUUUAAUUUUGCUUAUCGUGAUGCAAAUCAAUAUAAUUUGACUUGGCUAAAUAAGAGAGUGCCAAAACAAUGGAUUCCUCCUGAGUUUAAUAAUUUACAAAUUAAACCGGAAUUUUAAAACAUUGAUGGGUAUCAAAUAGGAGUGUUGUUGUAUUACUUGACUUUCCAUACGAACGUAAACAAAUCAUAGUAGUCCUUUAUUAAAUCUCUGGAUAACUUCAAAGUUGAUUAUCAAUGGUUGAAGUCCAUAAAACAAGAAUAAUAAUAAGAAUAUUCUUUCUCUCUGAUUGAGUUAUUGUGUGGGCUAUUGGACCCAGACUUUUAGAAUAGGAUUACUUUGAAUAAUGCUUUGGCUCAUUAGUGGUUGACUAAUUAGAGGCAGAAAUAGAAUGGAUAGAAUGAGAAGCCUAAGAUCUUGCCGUCUUUACGAACAAUUUUGGAGCUGAGAGAACAAAGUUCUUGCGAAAUCCUGUCAUCUAGACUUGGUAAGGAAGAUCAACUGCAUGUAACGAGUUCAAGUGAAGAUGAUAUUGAAGUGUGUGAUGAUGAAUACAUACAUAGAAUUUCAAAAGAAAAUAAUAAAAUACCAUAUUAUUAAAAUAUACUUAGUUUGAUUCCUCAAAAGCAUCCCUCUAGAAAUAAACAAAUUAUAGAUUAAUGUCAAGAGAGUCAAUUUUGA
Paramecium tetraurelia is the source of this 1569-nucleotide messenger RNA. RefSeq lists its product as uncharacterized. Gene Ontology annotation, biological process: protein phosphorylation. Lineage: Eukaryota; Ciliophora; Oligohymenophorea; Peniculida; Parameciidae. The record is from RefSeq and is a predicted model, not a curated record. Gene Ontology annotation, molecular function: protein kinase activity; ATP binding. The transcript is spliced from 3 exons.